AUCCCUUCCUCCAGCCUGCAGCGACAAUCACUCCUGGACAUGUCCCUGGUCACGCUCCAGCUCUGCCACAUGCUAGUGGAGCCCAACCUCUGCCGCUCAGUCCUUAUUGCCAGCACAGUCCGUCAGAUCCAGGAGGAGAUGAGCCGGGAUGGUGUGUGGCCUGGGGGGCACCACUUGACCGCCUGGUGUCCUCGGAGAUCGAUCCUGCGUCACACAGCGAGAGGGUCCGAGGGGGAGUACCCUGGUCCUGAACAAGACACUGGCCCCUGCCGUCUGGCUUCUGAACUUUCCAUGGUCAGCUCAGUACAGGAUCCAAGGAACCCUCAGAGCAACCUCUGGGAGAUGGACACCCCUCAAGAAAACAGGGGAAGCUUUCAGAAGUCACCAGAUCAGAUAUUUGAGACCCUGGAGAACAAAAACUCCAGCUCCGUGGAGGAGCUUUCCUCAGACGUGGACAGUUCCUACUACGACCUGGACACAGUGCUGACUGGAAUGAUGAGUGGCACCAAGCCCAGCCUCUGCAAUGGACUCGAGGGCUUUGCAGCAGCCGCCCCUCCUCCCACUUCGAGCUGCAAGUCUGACCUGGCUGAGCUAGACCAUGUGGUAGAGAUCCUGGUGGAGACCUGA
This is a messenger RNA of Castor canadensis (American beaver), 627 nucleotides long. Lineage: Eukaryota; Metazoa; Chordata; Mammalia; Rodentia; Castoridae. The record is from RefSeq and is a predicted model, not a curated record.